AUGACAAACCUACGGCCUAAUACAUUACAUAAUCUUAGCAUCAAAUGGAAGAUGAUAGAAGAUGCAAUUUGGAGCCAUAUUGCAACUUUGAACUUUACAACCAAGGUUGGAGUUGACCCUGCUGUAAAUGGGUACGAUGGUCUUCGAAAGAUCAAGGCUCAAAGAUUUUGCCAAGGACCAGCUGUACCAAAAACGUCUCCAUUAGUAUUAAAUAAGGCCAUAGGUAACCAGUUUGUAGGUAUUUAUAUUAAAGAAAGAUCUGAAGAUUGUUAUUAUGGCCCAAUAAGCUUGGUUCUCAAUAAAACCACACCCUGUGUAGAUGGUCCAAGGUCUCGCAGGUCUUUACCAGAUUCACAACACUUGAACUUCUCACAGACUGUGUUUGUGAAAUAUAAUGAUACAGGAAAUGAAAGUGUCACAUUGCAGUAUGCUACGUCUGCUGGGAUAUCGAGUGAAAAUUCUGAAGUGUUCUUCUCAACUCCACAAGAGGUUAAAAAUGUGAAACGUCUUACUGUGAUAAAAUACAACAGAACACAUGAUUCACUUACUAUAGACAGUAUUGAUGGAGUUGACAGUUUACAUUAUUAUUGGUGCUAUGGUGAAUAUUUAGAGGAAAAACAACUAGUAGACUGUAAGUCUAUUGGACAUGUAGUGUUGAAAGAUGUCAAGAAAACAAGUUACAUUGAGAGACGAAGUUCAAACGCCAAUGUUAACUGCUCAAAUUGUCAGCUACAUUAUGGUGUGGCAAUUCAACAGCUCAAUAAAACUAGCUCCAUAUUGUGGGAUUCGGCAUCAGAACCACUAGUAGAUAAUGUUUAUGAAGCCACAGGAGAGAAUCAAUAUAAAUAUCUGUACAUAGCGGUCGGUAUUUUGGCACUGGUAUUUAUUGUUUUUAUAGUAUGCUGCAUGAACAGGUGCUAUCGACAGGCCAAAAAGGUGCCGCAGCCAACGUGGCCAAUGGGAAAGAUUGAGAUCCAACCAUAUGAUAGUAUAAAUCAGUCAUAUGAACCUGAACCAGACUUGUCUUCAGUGUCAGACAGCCACCAAACAGACACAACUAAGACAUUGUCUGACAGCGAUCAAUCUGAUACAUUUCAUACAUUCAUACACACAGAUUCAUCAACCAGUGGUGCGUAUUCCACAAACAUUAUUUUGAAGGACAUUUCUGCUCAGUCAUCUUAAAGGAACUGUCAAGGACAAGUAUCAGGCCAUUUUUGAAAAUACUUAUCUAAAAAAAAUAAAAAUAAUGUACAUAAUACAGUGUUUAAGUUUGGUCAGAAAUUUUGGCUGACUGAAGAAGAUUUUGGGAGAAGUGACAGAGAAAUUAUAUUCAUAAACAUAAAGAUGGGGAUAUUCCUCAAAUUCUCCAAAAAAGUGAGAAUACAGUCUAUUUUUAUUAAAGUAGUGAAAUACAGUUUAUGAUGAAAAUAAGUUUUGGGUUAAUCAGUGAUAUCCUAUUAGAGUAAUUGUAUGUUAACAUGAGAGGACAAAACAAGCUUGUUUAUUGGGUGGCACUCUAUUGGCAGGUCCUGAACAGAUUCUGUCAGAAAAAAAAGAAGAAA
Lottia gigantea (owl limpet) is the source of this 1562-nucleotide messenger RNA. RefSeq lists its product as hypothetical. The transcript is spliced from 10 exons. The record is from RefSeq and is a predicted model, not a curated record. The coding region runs from base 1 to 1182 and encodes 393 amino acids. Lineage: Eukaryota; Metazoa; Mollusca; Gastropoda; Lottiidae.